AUGCCUACCCAGCAGUGCCAUGCGAAUGUCGUGGGUGCCAGCAGCGCAGUGAGUGCUUGCGAGAAGCAAAGCUGUUGGGAAGCAGCUGUCCUGCUACUCCUCUCCAUGCCGGCUUUGAGGUGCAUGCCAAAUGCCAUCAGCUACAACAGCGCCAUUGCUUCUCUCGAGCGGGGUAGCUGCUGGCAUAUCGCCUUGUCACUCGUGCGCCAAAUGUUUGAGACGGACGUGGACCCUGACCUGACCACGUUUAACGCCGCUGCGGGCUCCUGUGACAGAUCUGGCAGAGUCUCCGAGCUCCUUCCGCUGCUAGUCGGCCAACUGCCGGCGCGAGCCUUGCGGACGCUGCGGCGCAGAG
Molecule: messenger RNA, 355 nt
Organism: Symbiodinium necroappetens
Lineage: Eukaryota; Dinophyceae; Suessiales; Symbiodiniaceae
Source: the annotation of a GenBank genome assembly